GGUGUGCACUGUACCAAGAGGAUGGAUUUAAGAGGGCGGAAUGGCAGGUCCUUAUAACUUGGCUGUAUCUGCACCCCGAAACCUAAGCGGAGACAAAUGAAAAUCCUUAUUUCAUGCUGCAUAGUCGGCGGCCACAUGGAGUGCGGAAGUUUGAAUCAAACGAAUGUCAAACAACUACUAUCAAACCACUUUGAGGUUCUGCAUUCGACAUGGUGAUAUUCAUUUUUGUACCCGCUGUAAACAACCUGUGCUGGAGUUACGCGUGAUUUGAAACAUGCAUUUUUUUUCUACUGGUGAAGCAGGACUCCUGAAGAAGUGUAUAUAAACACUUAUUUGUAUAUUUUUACAACAAUUUUUGAUAGUCUACAGCCAAAGUAGACUAUCGGGGAUUAAAUUAAAUUAUUGGGGUUCGACAAUAAGAGCUGUAACGACGCGCCAAGAAACUUAACAUCGGCCAGGAAAGGGGAUUUAAAAUCUACUAUAAUCCACAUGUGAAAAUAUAACUGUAAUAACAACGGUUUGCAAGGUUUUUCAUGAUCCCACUUAUGAAAGAUAACUUAGUUUUCUAGAUGUAGGCUAGUCUAAUGUAACGCUUCACUACUUGCGCUUUUGUCUGGACAGCAAUUAAUGUCCAUGUACGUUUUACUUUUAGUACCCAAAUAUUUUUUGUUUGAAAAUGUAUUACAUAUAUCCAAGUUUUACAUUCGAUAUUAAACAAUGAUGAAAGUUCCUGUGGGAUUCAUUAAACUGUCUUUUACUUAAAAAUACAAUAUUUGGAUGGUCAGUGGACAUUUGUAAAAAUACGAGUGUCGGUUUUACGCUGUUUGAUUCGCCACCCUUUUUGAUUCAUCCUUUAACAAUAAAUCUACAUGGAUUUUUUUCAAGAGGCGAAAAGAAACAUGUUGCAUCUCCGUGCGCUACGAUCAAUCUUGAUACUUUUAGGGGUAGCAGACUGUCGAGUCUUGGACGGAUUGCAGAGGUUUUCGUCCAUUCCCACCUACUUGCCUGUCAACUACCAGGUGCUCAAUGCAGAGUCGGCCUUCUUCCUGAAGGAGGCCAAUCAGGAGUUCAUGAGGAACUCUAGCUUGCUGUCGCGUACAGAGCCCUUCUUCGUCUACCAGGCCCGCAGCAUGCCCUCAGUAAACGCCAGCUAUGGCCCUCUAUCUGUGGAGCAGCCCAUCCCCCUGGAGCUCAUCCAAAACCCUGGAGCAUUUGUGGCCUCCUCUAUUUUCACUUUCAACUGGAAGGUGCAGACCUUCAUCAUACAGGACAUGAUCUAUUUGACUAAGCCUAGAGUCCAGGUACUGUUCUACGUGGCUGGUAGGGACUGGGAUGACUACAGUGCCAUCGACAAGCUGCCCUGUGUACGCAUGUUUGCCUUCCACGAGACCCAGGAGGUGCGUGGCACCUGCCAGUUGAAGGGGGAGCUGGGGCUGUGUGUGGCUGAACUGGAGCCCCUGGCUGGCUGGUUCAGCCCCCCCAGUGUCGUGCCUGGGCGUCAGAGGACCAUAGAGCUGGCUGAAGGGACUCCGGUAGAGCUUUACUACAUACUACAAUCAACAGAGGCAGGGGAGUGCCACUCGGAAGAGUCCCGGAAAGGCAACUCCAUCCGUUCGGAUCAAGAAGGGCUGUUUGGCUCAUCUACCUCCACGCCCAUGAGAAGGAUCGGCAGUGUGCGUCUGUACCAGAGCCCUGCCGCCCCACCCCUUACUGAACACAGGCUGGAUAGUAACUUUCUGGUCAUGGUACCGGCCACGCCCAUGAGGCAGAGAGAUACUGUCUCUGCUUUCAUCUCUGCCUCAGCCUUCUCACCCGUGGAAAUGUUCACCCUAAGGGUCAAGUUGAAAGAGGGCGUGGCAUUUCUGGGUGCCCGCCCCAGCAACCCCACCCUGUGGAUGGUGAGCCAGGACGUAAGGAGCGAGGGACACAGGGUGGUCACCCUCCACUGCCGCAGGAAGGAGUCCAGCUACGGUCAAAGGUCUGAAGGAGGUGUCCAGAAGGUCCUCCAGGUGGAUCUAGAGGUGGACAGUUUUCUUGGCCCGCUGGGCAGCCGCUGGAUCACGUGGCAGGUGGAGUACCCGGGCAGCCGUGCCACGGUGCAGGAGGCGGAGACAGAGAUACGGCUGGCACAGAAGGACCUGGGGGGCAUUGUGCCCCUGGCCAUGAACACAGAGAUCCUGAACACUGCCGUGCUGACAGGGAAAACGGUUGCUGUCCCAGUGAAAGUGGUGACCAUUGGAGCCGACGGUGCGGUCACCGACGUCUCAGAGGCUGUUGACUGUUGCUCCACAGAUGAAGAUGUGGUCAAGGUGUCAGACAGGUGUGACUAUGUGUUUGUGAAUGGGAAGGAGAUGAAGGGCAAGCUGAGGAUGAUGGUGAACUUCACCUACAGCUACCUGAGUGCCCAGCUGGAGAUGAACGUGUGGAUCCCACGGUUGCCCCUCCAGAUCGAGGUGUCUGACACGGAACUCAGCCAGAUCAGAGGCUGGAGGGUGCCCAUUGUGGUGAGCAGCCAAAGGUCUGCACGGGACAGUGAUGAUGAGGAUGAUGAAGACCGGAGAGGGAGGAGCUGCACCUUACAGUACCAGAAUGCCAUGGUCCGAGUGUUGACACAUUUUGUGGCCGAAUCUGCUGACUCACGUGGUCAGCUGACCUACAUGCUAGGCAGUGAUUGGCAGGUGGACAUCACUGGGCUGGUGUGGGACUUCCUGAAGGUGGAGGACCCUCAGAUAGCACAGCUACAGGAUGGACGCAUACUAGCAGGAUUAGACAUGGGGAUGACUACCAUCCAGGUGCUGUCCCCCCUUUCUGACUCCAUCCUGGCGGAGAAGACGGUCACUGUAGUGGAUGACAAAGUGACCAUCACAGAACUGGGGGUGCAGCUGGUCACCGGCCUGGCUCUGUCCCUGAAACUCAGCCCAGGAAGCAACCGUGCUAUCCUCGCCACGGCAACUACCCAGGAAGUGCUACAGAGCCCAAAACAGGAGGCUCUGAUCAGUGCGUGGCUGCAGUUCAGCGAUGGCUCCAUGGCUCCUCUGGACCUGUAUAACCCAGAGCACUUUAUCCUGACGGCCACAUCCCUGGAUGAGGAGGUGGUGACUGUCCAGCAGGCCCCCUCCUGGAAGUGGCCUGUGAUCGUGAUUGAGGCUGAGGGCCAAGGCCUUCUGGUACGGGUGGAGAUGACCGUCUGUGAGCUCUGUCAGAAGUUCAAGCGGCGCAGCGUGCUGGCUGCGGGAAACUGCAACGUCAGGGUGAAGUUUGGCCAGAGCGACAGCGGCACCUCCAGAGGCAGUGACUAUGGGGCGGAGGCCGAGGAGCUUGAAAACAGGGCCGUCGACCACAGGCAGCAGUCCCCCUCUCAGGACAGAACUGGUCUGGACACACACUACUAUGGUAGCUCCAUCGCUGACAUGGAGGAUUCCGUCAUGAGGAGGUUCACCACCACCACCAAGAGCGCCAUCAUCAGGAGGCCCAAUGGAAACAAGCUUUCGGACGACGGGUUCCAGAACAUGCCAGACUUUUCCGACUUCCCCGCCCAGGUUGACCUCCCUCGCAGUCGCAACAUAGAGGAUGAUUUGAUCCAGACGGCCCGGGGACUCACUGACCUGGAGAUUGGCAUGUACGCCCUGCUGGGGGUCUUCUGCCUUGCCAUCCUGGUCUUUCUGAUCAACUGCAUUUCCUACACCCUCAAGUACCGCCACAAGGAGCUAUCCGUUGAGGGUCAGGAGAGCUUGAACCAUGCCCAUGACUGGGUGUGGCUGGGGAAUGAGGCGGAGCUGCUGGAGAGUCAGGUCAGCUUGUCUCCCCAGCAGGACGAGCUCACCUCCAUGGUGGACUGCACCGCAGGGCUGGAAGAGGGCAGCCACCUGCUCAACGGGUGCUUGGCCCAGAAGAAUGUGCAGGGCCAGGUGCACCGCGGAGCAAAUGCAGGGGGGUGCACAGGCACAGCCACAGCCAAGGACAGCAAAGGAGAUUCGCCGACCACAAAGAGGAAGCGGGUGAAGUUCACCACGUUCACCACCAUUCCACCAGAUGACGGCUGUCCCAGUGUUAGCACGUUGAGCGUGGGUCAUAGCCAGAACAUUAAGUGGGUGUGCCAAGAUGUAGAGCUUGGCGACUCCAAGGAGCUCCAGAACUACAUGGAGAGGUUAAAUGACAGUGCUUUAAAAGAGGUGGUGUAGUCUGUGUGCUCACUGCACUUAUAGCGAACUCACCCUUAUGCCUUUCACAGUGAAGUGGGCCUGGACAGCACCUAUUGCUACAGUCAGAGGCUGUAAACUAGAAGCAAAAUUUUUGUGAAUCACAUGGAACUGCCAAAGUGGGAAUGAACUUGAGGGCAAAAGUAGUAAUGGUACCAUAAAGGACCAAUGGAAAAUUAUUAACUUGAAAAGAAAUAUGUCAACAAAUGAGGAUGUCUGUUUAUUUUUUGAUAAUUUCUCUAUGCUGUUUAUCUCUUCCUACCUUUUUAUUAUUAUUUCAUUGUGAUUAUUUUUUUAGGUAGACUUAAACCAUGACUUGCUCUGCAUUACUGACAAAAUUAUUAAAUGUACGCUGAUGAUGAUGAUGAUGAUGAUGUAGAUUUAAGAAUGUAAUAUGAAUGAACAUUCAAGAUGUAUAUAAAGUACUCCUAGAAAGUUGUUGGAAGUUUUGUAGCAUAUUUUAUAUUAAUUUCCUACUCCACAUCCUGUCUUUUUUGGGGUGGAUAAAUGUCUGACCUCCCAGGAUAAACCAGAAUUAGCUGACAGAACAUCCUGCAUGUGGUUUGACAUAAUGGCACAAAGUUUAGCUUCAUGCUCAUCUUUACCAGAAGACAUGGCUAUGUACUGUAUAUACUAAACACUCCUCCUACAAGCCACUGUAUUGUUGCUGUAUAUUGUAUUUUCAUAUCUAUCAUUUAAAGAAUAUCCAAAAAUGUUGUGUGUGUCCGCUUUAAUCCACCAACCACAUUGAAUUAUAUUACACAUGCCAAGAUGAAUUUCUAUUUGCUGC
Esox lucius (northern pike) is the source of this 4989-nucleotide messenger RNA. RefSeq names its product transmembrane protein 132C. The record is from RefSeq and is a predicted model, not a curated record. NCBI's taxonomy places the organism in Eukaryota, Metazoa, Chordata, Actinopteri, Esociformes, Esocidae. The transcript is spliced from 9 exons. Bases 870 to 4181 code for a protein of 1103 amino acids.